AUGUCGUCUACCACGGUAUCAGCUUUACUGUUCCUUGCAUUAUGUCGUGCGUCUCAAGCUAUCAUCAGAACACAUUACAUUGCGUGUGUUGAGGAACACUGGAACUAUGCUCCGACGGGACUCAACGUGUUCACUGGUUUACCACUGGAGGAGGACGAAUACGCAAGGCGAAAUAUGGUGACGGACACUGAUCGCAUCGGAGCAAAGUACAAAAAGGCUUUAUACCGAGAGUUCACCGACGAUACGUUCACCGUGCAAAAACCAGUUCCUGGUUGGUUGGGAGCUUUAGGGCCGGUCCUGAAGGGCGAGGUCGGUGAUGAAAUCCAUGUUUAUUUUAACAACCAAUGCGGACGAGGUUAUUCAAUGCAUCCACAUGGAGUGAUGUAUACCAAAGAUUCUGAAGGUGCAAUAUAUCACGACAACACUAAGGGAGCAGAUAAGGCCGAUGACAACGUACUGCCCGGUGAGACUCAUUUGUAUGAAUGGAUCGUGGACGGCCAUUCAGCGCCACAGGAGGAUGAUCCAAAUUGCUUGACAUGGGCUUACCAUUCCCACUUCGAUGAACCCAAAGACGCAAACGCAGGGCUGUAUGGAGCGCUUCUGACAUGCAAGCCAAAUACGCUGGAUGCCGAGGGUAAUCGUUUAGAUGUUGACCAUGAUUUUACAUUGUUGCUCACCAUGAUGGAUGAGAACCAAAGUUGGUAUUUGGAUGAAAACAUAGAAACGUACUGCCUGGUUCCAGAAAGCGUCAAUCCUGAUGACGAAAACUUCAUAAAAAGUAAUAAUAUGUAUAGUAUCAAUGGUUACAUGUACGGCAAUAUGCCAUCUUUGAAAACAUGUGCUGGAAUGAAUAUAAGUUGGCAUUUGAUCGGUAUGGGAACUGAAGUUGACUUCCAUCCAAUUUACUUCCACGGCGAGAAUAUGAAUUACGCACAUCAUACGACUGAUACCAUUGGGUUGUUUCCAGCUACAUUUGCUACCGGUUUAAUGACACCACAUAAUCCCGGUCUGUGGAUGUCAAAAUGUGCUAAUACACACCACUAUGAUUAUGGCAUGGCUGUACUGUUUGACAUUCAAGACUGUGGUUUGGCUGACGCGCCUAAGCUUACGGGAUUAACAGAUGCGGUCAGAGAAUAUUACAUCCAAGCCGAGGACGUGUACUGGGAUUACGGUCCAUCUGGAAUGAAUAAUUUUUAUGGAGGACCUCUAAACGAGCCUGGCAGUGAGUCGGGUACUUUCUUCGAAAGAGGGGAUUACCGAAUUGGUGGAGUUUACAAGAAAACUAUCUUUGUUGAAUACACCGAUGCGACAUUCAACACGAGGAAAGAUCGUACUGUCGAUGAUCACAUGGGGUACUUAGGUCCACCAAUUAGAGCGGAAGUAGGGGAUCAGAUCCAUGUCACAUUCCGUAAUAUGGCUAACAGAUCACAUAGCAUACACCCGCAUGGAGUGUUUUACGAUAAAGCAAAUGAGGGCGCAGUUACCAGGAUGGAACUGAAAGUUAGUCGAACAAUACCAUCCCCAUCCCCUGAUCUAAAUACUGCGGAUAUACUGCAGUAUAGACACAGUACUGUCGUAUUCUUUAUUUCACGAUGGCCGUAUUUACGGGCCGACAAACUAGACGAUGCAGUCCCACCGGGCGGCGUAUAUACAUACAUGUGGUCCGUACCAACGGAAUGGGCACCACUGGCAGGUGAUGGACCGUGUCUUACCUAUGUAUAUUAUUCCCACGUUCACCCAACCAAAGAUAUAUAUUCAGGCUUGAUUGGACCCUUAAUCGUGUGCAACCAAGGUCAAGGUAUCGGGGUUGACUUCAAUAGGGAAGUGUUCCUUCAUUUCGGAGUCACUGAUGAAAAUCAAAGCUGGCACAUCGAAAGCAACAUACAAAAAUUCUGUGGGCUGCCCGAUGACGUUGAUAGACAAAAUGAAGAUUUUAUGGAAUCUAACCUUAUGCACGGGAUUAAUGGAUACUUAUAUGCAAAUAUCCCCAGUCUUGCUUUCUGUACCUCGGACACAAUUAUGUUCCAUUUGAUGACGAUGGGAGAUGCGGUAGAUAUUCAUGGAGCACAUUUCCAUGGCAACACGCUUACCUGGAACAGUAACCACGUAGACACGAUUCCUCUCACGCCUAGUAUAUUACAACAUGCAAUCAUGCAGCCCAAGAACAUCGGUGACUGGGCUUUUGUCUGUAGAACUAACGACCACUACAGGGCAGGUAUGAUGGGGUUGUAUUCAGUGAACGACUGCGCCAAAGCCAAUUCAAUAGAAUCGGCGAAGCAUGUAGACGCCAUUCCCCAAGCAAUGACAAGAACAUAUUACAUAGCUGCCGUGGAAGAAGAGUGGGACUAUGCCCCAAAUGGUUAUGACAGAAUUACCAACUCGUCUUUAUACAAUCCUAAUAGCUAUGGGUACAUAUUUUGUUACCGUGGAAACACGUCUAUUGGUCAUCAAUACAAAAAGGCUGUGUACAAAGAAUACGAAGACAAAGACUUCCUCAUAGAAAAACCACGAACUCCUGAAGAAUCACAUCUUCAUAUGUUAGGACCAUACAUAAAAGCUGAAAUUGGAGAUACAGUUGAAGUUGUAUUCAAGAAUAUGGCAUCUCGUAGUUAUUCGCUCCAUCCUCACGGUCUAGCGUACAGUAAGUCAUCAGAGGGUUCCCCGUAUAUGGACGGUAAUGUAGGUGGUGGCGAUGCUGUUCAGCCUGGCGAAGUAUAUAAUUACUUGUGGACAGUGCCUGCAAGCUCUGGUCCCAGUGAUUACGACUCUAAUUGCAUAACAUGGGCGUACUACUCGGCAGUGAAUCCGAUAAAAGAUACUAACUCUGGGCUAAUUGGACCACUAAUUGUCUGUCGUCCUGGCAUACUUGAUGCAGAAGGGACGAGAAACGACGUAGACCGUGAAUUCGCCUUGCUCUUCACAGUAACCGAUGAGAAUGAGAGCUGGUAUUUUGAUGAGAAUAUUCAGACAUAUUGUUACACUCCAGGGGAAGUUGACAAAGAUGAUGGCGACUUUCAGGAGAGUAAUCUUAUGCAUGGCAUUAAUGGCAAGAUUUAUGGCAAUGCAUAUGGUGUAGAGAUGUACUCAGGAGAACGAAUUGAUUGGUACUUGAUGGCAAUGGGAUCUGAGGUAGAUAUGCAUACCGUUCAUGUCCAUGGAACAACAUUUUUACACGAGCAUGGAAUUGGUGUUCACAGGGCUGAUGUGUAUGAUCUCUUUCCUGGUAAGUUCGAUACAUCGUCCAAAAUGCAUCGUAGUAUCAAUAUGAUGAUGUUUGUGAAGAUAUCGCUAAUAACACUGGUGGUUGUAAUUGCUGGUGUUUCAGCCAAGGAACCUUUGUCUUUUGAAUUCCCACUUAACUGUCGCGUAUUGAUACAUCGUUAUCGAUUGCAACCACGAGGUGGCGGAGGUGGAGGCGGUGGUGGGGCAUCUUCAGGUCUAAAAUGCCCUGACCCUAAUGGAAAAUUAAAGAGAUCAGGCCAGAGUUACACCGAUGAUGAUGGGUGCACGGUUUGCACUUGCGAUGGAGCAACUGGUGUAUUUGAUUGUGACAACUCUCCUUGUGACACCUCGGGAUUUUCCGGGUCCAGCAAUAGUGGAUGUCUUUAUAAUACUGACUCAUAUAAAGUAGGCGCUGUCUGGGAAAUUGACCAGUGCGGAAAUUCGUGGUAA
Molecule: messenger RNA, 3672 nt
Organism: Saccoglossus kowalevskii
Lineage: Eukaryota; Metazoa; Hemichordata; Enteropneusta; Harrimaniidae
Product: hephaestin-like protein
Biological process (GO): iron ion transport
Cellular component (GO): plasma membrane
Molecular function (GO): oxidoreductase activity; copper ion binding
Source: RefSeq, a predicted model, not a curated record